Mugil cephalus (flathead mullet) is the source of this 3814-nucleotide messenger RNA. It is a transcript of the gene slc41a2b, whose product is annotated as solute carrier family 41 member 2b. Gene Ontology annotation, cellular component: plasma membrane. The transcript is spliced from 11 exons. The record is from RefSeq and is a predicted model, not a curated record. NCBI's taxonomy places the organism in Eukaryota, Metazoa, Chordata, Actinopteri, Mugiliformes, Mugilidae. Gene Ontology annotation, molecular function: monoatomic cation transmembrane transporter activity. Gene Ontology annotation, biological process: monoatomic cation transport. Bases 458 to 2170 code for a protein of 570 amino acids.
GUGACUGUAUCUUAGUCUGAUGCAUGCUUGCUUAACAGUUAUACCACACGGAGCGCCUGGCGUUGUAUGUCUUUCGCAUUCACAUUGACGUAGUGUUCGUAUUGAAACGCAGAGGACAGCCAUUCUACCUGAGUCAAUCAUCUACCUGUAUAGACGAUCUUCGGCGGCACUUUUCGCUCUGACGCUGCUCUGUCUAUGUAGCUGGCUACUAGCUGACAGGGAAGAAGAAGAACACUCCGCAUCUCAGCUGCUGGAUGGAAUUUCUCCAAACUGGAAAGGUAAUUCAAGGAAAAGGAGAAACGGAUAACACGAGCGACUUACUGAUGAGUACCUGAGGCCAGUUCUCAACAUGGAUGCUACACAUGAGCCUGUGUAAUACACCUGACUGUGUGUUGUUUGGACACUGCCCCCCAGACUGGACGACGGGAGAUGAGACGCAGCCGACAGAGACCACACCAUGAGCAUCCAGGGUUUGGGAGGAGCGAUCGGGGAGUCUCUUGGCUCUAGCCUGACGGUGCGCAUGAGUGGAGCAGGUGGCGGGUGGAGUGCUCUUUCCCUGAAACCUGUCUCCACGGGGCGGAUCGCCUCUAUGUUCCAGACCAUGGUCCCUACCGGAUACACGAAGCUGCAGGAGGAGAGGUUGGCCAUGGUGGACCUCGGAGCUAAGCCUGAGGUCAGCUCGCUCCAGAACGGCUACCGGCAGGAGCCGGCACACGUGGAAGGGAGACGGGUCAUGGACCGGGCGUCCCGGUCCUCCGUGACUUUAUCAGACAGUGGCGAUUGCGGCUACUCUGAGACUCAGCCCAUGCUGGCCGAGAGGAGGCUCUCCGGAGAGGAGGCAGAGGAGGGGGAGGAAGAAGACGAGGAGGAGGAAGAGCUGAGAUGUGACGCGCAGAACAUGCCCAAGGAGUCGCCGCUCGCCAUGGCAUUGCAGAUUUUGGUGCCUUUCCUGCUAGCUGGAUUUGGGACGGUGUCGGCUGGAAUGGUGCUGGAUAUAGUGCAGCACUGGGAGGCGUUCCAGUACAUCACGGAGAUCUUCAUCCUGGUGCCUGCGCUGCUCGGCCUGAAGGGAAACCUGGAGAUGACGCUGGCCUCGCGACUGUCCACAGCGGUGAACGUGGGAAAGAUGGAUUCUCCCAUCGAGAAAUGGAAUCUUAUCAUAGGCAACCUGGCACUGAAGCAGGUUCAGGCCACUGUGGUGGGCUUUCUGGCGGCCGUGGCAGCUGUGGUUCUCGGCUGGAUCCCAGAGGGGAAGUUUCAGAUGAGCCACGCUGUUUUGCUGUGCUCCAGCAGCGUGGCCACGGCCUUCAUAGCCUCCCUCCUGCAGGGUAUCAUCAUGGUUGGGGUAAUUGUGGGUUCAAAGAAGACGGGCAUCAACCCAGACAACGUAGCCACACCCAUUGCAGCCAGUUUUGGUGACCUCAUUACCUUGGCGAUCCUGGCCUGGAUAAGUCAGGGCCUCUACAAGUGCCUGGAUUCCUACCCAUACGUGUCGUCGCUGGUUUGCGCCUUCUUCAUGUGUCUGACUCCUCUGUGGAUGGUCAUCUCCUCCAAGCACCCUGCCAGCCGCACCCUGCUCUACUCUGGCUGGGAGCCGGUCAUCACUGCCAUGGUCAUCAGCAGCAUCGGAGGACUCAUCCUGGACAAAACGGUGUCUGACCCAAAUCUGGCUGGCAUUGUAGUAUACACCCCGGUUAUCAACGGUAUCGGGGGUAACCUGGUGGCCAUCCAGGCCAGCAGGAUUUCCACCUACCUGCAUUUCCACUGUGCUCCCGGGGAAGUUCCGGACGAGGCCAAGGGCUGCUACUACCCCUGCCGCACAUUCUUUGGAACAGGAGCCAAUCAUCGGUCCGCUCAGGUGCUCCUCCUUUUAGUGAUCCCCGGUCACCUAAUCUUCCUCUACACCAUUCACCUGAUGAAGAGCGGCCACACCUCCCUGACAGCCAUCUUCAUGUCCGUCUAUCUGGCUGCUGCCAUGCUACAGGUGCUGCUGUUGCUGUGCAUAGCAGACUGGAUGGUGCACUCCAUGUGGCGCAGCGGCAAAGACCCGGACAGUUUUUCCAUCCCUUACCUGACCGCUCUGGGCGAUCUGCUGGGCACCGCCCUCCUGGCACUCAGCUUCCACUUCCUGUGGCUCAUAGGAGACCAGGACAGCGACGUGGGCGACUGAAAAGACACUUUCACAACUUGGCGGUGGCUGUGUUGGGAACCCCACCAUCUGCCAUCUAAGUUCUCACGCCCUUAAGCCUUGUUGGGAUGUGGGUGCUCAGUCUCUGCGGCCAGCACAUUCCCCAGCUUCACAUACUGGAUGAAACUGAAACCACACGAUGGUUUACAAAUCUAUUUUCUCCUCCUGACUUUUUUCCUCCUUUCUGUUUUUUUUUUGUUUUUGUGUACACAUAAAAGACAUUAUUUUCCUUAAAUUUAGACUGUUCUCUGUAGCAAAUCUAAUCUGCGUCUUUUGCACCAAAGCGCUCGGAUGUGAUGACGCUGGUCGCGCUACGAGGAGCAGGAUCACCAGCCGCCACCCACAGUGCUGAGGAGAACUUGCUGCUGUUUGCAAAGUGGUCGUCUUCGCCAGCCAAGCAUCAGUCACAGGUCCUCUCCUGGGGGGGAGUAUUUUGUUUAUAGAAAAUCAUAUCAAUCUCUAUUGAAAGGUACAAAAAGUUGUUUCUGUGUCAGUUUUUGUGUUUUGUAAUUUCAGUUGUCCUAUCCCCUUACCAUGAGCUCUCAGUGUUUUUUGGGAGAAAAACUUGUAGACCAGCAAAGAAAUUAGAGGCCAUCACUGUAACACUUUAUUAUUAUUAUUGUAAAUUAAGAAAUGAAUUCAAACCAACAUUUUGUGAAGUAAACAGUGGCGUCAAUAUAAAUAAAAGUUAAUAUAAAUGGCCAAUGGUGGAGAAAUGACCCUUAGUUAAGCCCCUCCCCCGAAGAGCUAGUUGGCACAGCUCCUUUAAGCAAUACUUGUAAAAGGGCCUCAUUUUUUAUCACCAGGAAAAAAAAAACUUUUCAUCUGUGCUGCCGGUUUAGCGAACACUCUCCCGUUACAUCGCCAUUAUUUGGAGUAGCACCUCCUCAACACACUCGAAACCAGUCAAGAAAUCCUUGAUACGUCCCGUCAAGUCCCCACGUUGCGUCGCAUCCAUUUCCUCUGUUUGUUUGUCCUGCGUUGGGUGGGUGGGCGUGUACACGGGGUGGGGUUUCUGACAUUCCACACUGGGAUUUUUGCACGCCGGUCACAUGCAGUUUACGUGCAUCUACGCAACGCAUUGGAAGUUUGCAGGGUCAGUGCAUCAUGAUUAAAUACAACAUUUCUGCUUGGCUUCAUUCACUCUUUUCCCAAAUGUUGCAUUUAAAGGGUCUAAAAGAAUCAGAUCCAGAUGGAGCGACCUGAUAUUAUCCAGCAGGAAGUCAUCUUACUAAAAAAGAAACUCUUCCAAUUAUUAUUCAAGCAGCGUAUCGCGGCCGCGUGAACGUAGCCAGUGGCUCUCUCCUAUUCCAAUAUGUGCCUCUUGAAAUUCACUGGUUGACGAGGUUCUCUGUCAUGCCAUUAAUGCAAACUUCUUUCUACUGCAUUGUAAUAAUGUGUAAUUAUUUGCUUCUUUUUUUUUUUUUUUACUCCAUUUCAGUUUUGAAACAACUUUGUAAGAGUUUCAUUCGAAAAAUGACGUAUCCGCCACUCUAAUCUACUUCUCUCGCAGAAGCCUCUGGGAAUUUGAAUCAUGGACAGAUUGUCUUUUUGGAGUGAAACCCUUUGAUUUGUGGCUCUUAUGGGCCGAGCGUGUCAAAAUAAAUAUCCUUGAUUUGAAAAACA